GUCACUGGAAAGCGCCGAACUCUAGUUUCCAAAGUUUUAUGUGGUGCUAUGGAUAGCUGAUGGACAAAAGUGGGUUUCUGUCUUAUUAGCCGCCUUGAUAACAGAUGGAUGACCUCAACGUACUACAUCACAGAUGCCUCCUGAAUCUGAGGCGUCGAAUCAGAGAUAUUGGGGAUGGGCGCCCAGCACAGGAACGAUAUAUGAGGUUGCAGAAGGAUGGAGACACACUCAGUUACCAAGGGAACUCUGAAGAGGUGGGUUGCUAUGUGGCUGGCCAUCCUUUAUCAAAGGGAAAUUGCUACUUUGAGGUGACAAUAGUGGACACAGGGGUGAGGGGGACCAUUGCUGUGGGCCUGGUGCCUAAAUUCUAUAGGCUGGACCACCAGCCUGGCUGGCUGCCAUACUCUGUAGCUUACCACGCUGACAACGGCAAACUCUACAAUGGCAACCCUGUGGGACAGCAAUUUGGGCCAAAGUGUGCACGGGGUGACCGUAUUGGCUGUGGAAUACACUCCGAAAAUAUUGAAGCAGGUUUUACAACCGUGUUUUUCACUAAAAAUGGCAAAGAGGUUGGUUCAGUCGAGGUUCCUGUGUCUGCAGAGGGCCUGUUCCCCGCUGUAGGGAUGCACUCCAUGGGGGAGGAAGUGAAGGUUGACUUGCAGGCUGAGUGGCUCCUGGAGGAAGAUGAUAGUAUGAUGAUGGUGGACAGCCAUGAAGAUGACUGGGGACGGCUUUACGACGUCCGGGUGAGCGGCACGCUCUUGGAGUAUGUUGGGAAAGGAAAGAGCAUCAUGGACGUGGGUUUGGCCCAGGCCCGCCAACCACUCACCACCCGCUGCCACUACUAUGAACUGGAGAUCAUUGAUGCUGGGGAGAAGUGCUAUAUUGCUCUGGGCCUGGCUAGAAGGGACUACCCGAGGAACAGACACCCAGGUUGGAGCCGAGGGUCAGUGGCGUAUCACGCAGACGAUGGCAAGAUCUUUCACGGCAGCGGCGUCGGAGACGCUUUUGGUCCUCGCUGCUUCAAAGGUGACAUCAUGGGCUGCGGCAUCAUGUUCCCACGAGACUACAUCCUGGAUGGAGAAGGUGACGUGGACGACUGGGAGCAGCUGGAGGUCCGUCCGAGUCACGCCGGUGUCCAGAACGUUCUGUACCUCAACGAUGAAGAGGAGGAAGAGGAGGAUGGAGAGGAAGUGGAGCAGGGACAGGAGGGCAGGAAGGUCACGGUGUUCUUCACGAGGAACGGGAAGCUGAUGGGGCGGAGGGAAAUGGCGGUCCCCCCCGGCGGCCUCUACCCCACCGUGGGGAUGCUGAGCAGCGGAGAGAAGGUCAAGGUGGAUCUGCAUCCCCUCAGCGGAUGAGCUGAGAGCCGGACUGGACUUGUGACGCCCUGCAAACAGCUGGCUGCGCUGUAGAGCUCACCCACAGUAGCCUAGCAUGCUGCUAACACUCGCCAGGACACACUCAGUUCAGCCGCACACACGCACGCACGUCUCCGUCGUCUUCCUCGAAAAACUGCCUCGGCUUUAAUUUAUAAGAGUUGUAAAUUUCACAGUCAUCACAGGAACCCGACCGGGUCGUCCCGCCGGUCGUGAGGGGGCGGAGGGAGCCGUGUAGCUCGCGGUGCAGGAGUGCGACCGCCGCACCUCAAGGCUAAAACUCCUGGAAGAUAUUUAAGUGUUAAUUCUAUGCAAUCUGUCCUGCGAUCAUCCUCACGUCUAACCUCCUCCUGCAUGCUGUUAAAUCCCUCUCAUGAGGUCUGGCACACUGAGUUUAUUUCAUUUGUCACGACCCCAAGCAAAGCAGAGCGAGGCCAACAGUCUGCCGAGUCAGAGCCCGUUGGCGGUUUAUGUUUCAGGGAAUACACCCUCUCACACACACACACACACACACACACACACACACACACACACACACUCUCUCUCUCUCUCUCUCGCCCUCUCUCUCUCUCUGGGUGAGGCUGCCCUCCUGUGAGCGAUCAGGGACCUGCCGUCGCCCCACCUCGCUCGCUGCUGCCCCGGAGCUGAUGUGAGAUGUCUUGCCGGUUUGGUAAUCGCAGCCUCACAUGAGAUGCAGUUGGUGCGCGGCGUCAGAUCAGACGUUUCCUGCGGGGAUGAAGAUCUUUUCACGUUGGCGCCAGAAUACAAACAGAAACACGUUUUUCUACGAGCGAUCUGGUAAAUCCACCUUUAAAUUUGUCUUCUGCGUCAAAAGUUCAGGGAAUGUUUUGUUGUUGCACUUUGAGAACAUGAAAGGGCAAAUCUGAAUACAGCGGGUGGACAAAAUAACAAGAACACCUUCCAACAUAAUGCAUCUGAUGCAGCGCCACAAUCUGCAGCCAUAAAGAGAAGCACCUCCGAACAUCAAGGUUAACUUGCAGACCUCACACAGAAGCAUCAGACUGUUGUGUGUCACACUGUGUCGUAAUGUUUUGUUCUCCUUUUGCACAAGUUUGACUCGCGGUGCACGUUUGUCAUCACUAUGAAGGAUUAUUUCCACUCUUGAUGUUCUUUUCCCGCUUUUUAGAUACUUUGCAGGUAAUUUAAAAGAGCCAAGAGAAAAAAAAACAAAAAUCUGCUCAAAGUCAUCUCUUGCUCUUGUAGUCAGACGAUAACUUAACUUCCUGUCUGUGAUGUAGGAUUAACUGCCGGGUGUGUUGUGAGGGUGAAGACGAUGAUGUUUGGUUGCUGCGUGUGAUGUGUUUGUGUGUCUGCACGGCAGCGCCAGGGGCCUGAAUCACAAACGUCUCAGUCUCUGGCCUUCGCUCCGGCUGCCUGCUGUCAUGAAGCAGCUCGCUUUAACCAGGUUAGAUCGCCAUGGUAACCUGUGCUGGAUGGAACGAAACCUAAUCAAAACAGCUGACCAAUCAGAUCGCCGGAAACGCUGAAUCAUCCGGGGUCAGGACGUGGACAAAAGUUCAGGGCUUAUAAAUAAUAAAGAGACAUCUUUAGAGAUCAUCUGAUUACUCAAUUUUCUUGAUUGAUUCGAUCACAAAUGAUUGAAGCACAAAAAUGAUCAAUUAGUAAUAACAGAAGACUCAUUAAACCACAACAGCUGACAAACAAAGAAUUAAAAAGCUUUAAAAAUAUGAAACGAUUCGCAGAUGAUGAAUUUCUUUCUUUCGAUCAAUCAUUUGAUAAACGGACCGACUGUUUCAGCUCUCUGUAAUUAAUGGUCUUUUUAUCUGCCCUUUGAUUAGCUCAGUUAAUUAUAAAUGCAGCAUUUCAGUCGGAUAAACGCGAUGAGGCGUUCGCUCGCUGUGACCACGGCGUUGGCGGUUGGAUCCUCUCGUCCACACGCUGAACAGUCGCUGUUGAUGCUUAACGCCAACUUUCAUAUAAUAAUGAAAUAUGAUCAGGUCAAAAACUUUUUCUGCUUCUCACGUGUGACGGUUUGCUGCUUUUCUUUUUAUCAUCGGUUAAUCUGGACAUUUUUUUUUGUUCGUGAAAUGAUUCGUCUCUAAAUCGGAAAAAUAAUUAGCGUAUUAGUCGUCUGUGUUUCAUCUCGUAUCAUAUUAAGUCUCACUGACGUCGCGUCGCAGGGAUCAGAAUCGAUGCAGCAGAACCAAAUAUCCCAUUUUUUCUGACAUGCGUUCUUCUUCCUUUCCAAAACUUGGUGCCCGCGUUACCCACAAUGCAACUUGACUGUUGCCCGUGUUGUGCUGGUAGCGGAUAACGUAGCCUGGAGCCGCUGGUUCUGUGUGGAGCCUCACAGUACUUCCUCAUCCAGAACAGCCGUGACGGUCUCAGUGACGCCAGGUGACCCAAACAGACUCACCUGCAGCCGCUUUGUGAAACAGGCCCCAGAGAUAAAACAAUCCGCGUGGAUGAGUGAGAAACCCUGUUUGUUGUGUCGCGUCAGUGGGAGCUGGUUUCCACACAAAUGAUUCACAUUGAUUUCUUUGUUCUUUUGCGUCUGUUUGAUUAAAGGGAAUGAUGACGUCUACUUUAUUAUACUGUAUCAGCUGUAACCUCUUCAUCGAGCUCCUCUGCAUCUUCCCACAUCUGUAUGUAUCCAUGACAACAUCAGCAGCCCUGUAACAUAAACUGUAGCGUACAUUCCUCUGCACCUGCCUGCGAGGUGCACACGGCAGGUUUCUGUAGUGUUUGGUCGUGAAGACAAACUGCAUCAUUCAUACACCAGAACGCUGCAGACAGUAACGCUAGAGAUAUAACAUGAUGUGAAAAUACUACACAGGGUUAACUGUUCAAUCACAUAUCUGCUGGAGAUCGUUUUUAGCUGUCGUCAGGAUUUGUUUUGGAGCCAUUGAUGACCUUAGCAGGUCUACAGGACAUGUGAAAAUGCGUAAAUCAGUUUUCUCCUCCUGCAGGGCUGGAUAGAGACACCGAUGUGGACGUUUGGGCCACGUCGAAGUUCAGGGUAUUAAAGUCACUUAUGUUAAAGUUUACUCAGAAUCUCAGUUUACAGACGGUGUCACAGUUCAACCAAAUUAGAGCUAAAUCUGAUUGAAAGUGUUUGUAGCGUUUCCAACUUUACUCACCGAGGACUCCUGUAAUAAUUCCUCCUUGUUGACUUGCACUAUAAUGGCCUUGUUCAGUACAUGUAUGAUCAUCAAUAAAGGGUU
Molecule: messenger RNA, 4585 nt
Organism: Chelmon rostratus (copperband butterflyfish)
Lineage: Eukaryota; Metazoa; Chordata; Actinopteri; Chaetodontiformes; Chaetodontidae
Gene: spryd3
Product: SPRY domain containing 3
Exons: 11
Coding region: 105-1361 (418 amino acids)
Molecular function (GO): protein binding
Source: RefSeq, a predicted model, not a curated record